Racocetra persica is the source of this 366-nucleotide messenger RNA. The record is from the annotation of a GenBank genome assembly. Lineage: Eukaryota; Fungi; Glomeromycota; Glomeromycetes; Diversisporales; Gigasporaceae.
AUGGCUCAAAAACGAGAAGAAACUGAAGCUCAAAUCUAUGCUAAAUUAUCAUUACUUGAAACACAACUAAAUGUUUUAAAUAAUAUUGAAGUAGAAAGAAGCACAGUAACUAUUAAUGAGGAUCCUCAAGAUUCUCUAAGUGCUAAAUUAUGGGGAUCAUUGUCACUGCCUAAUAAUAUUACUGCUGAAGAUGAAUUCACCCAAUAUAUGAAAGAACUAUUAGCUCAUAAAAACAAAAACCCUUUAAUAUACCAACUUGCCUAUAAAUACUUGUCUAUCUCUGCUAUAUCAGUUUCAUCAAAAUGCUUAUUUUCUGAUAUGAAUACUUACAUUUCUGCUAGAAAAACUUGUCUUGACCCUAAUUUG